This is a messenger RNA of Suillus subalutaceus, 3854 nucleotides long. RefSeq names its product armadillo-type protein. Gene Ontology annotation, cellular component: nucleus; chromatin. The record is from RefSeq and is a predicted model, not a curated record. The transcript has 23 exons. The coding region runs from base 76 to 3717 and encodes 1213 amino acids. Gene Ontology annotation, biological process: mitotic sister chromatid cohesion; DNA repair. Lineage: Eukaryota; Fungi; Basidiomycota; Agaricomycetes; Boletales; Suillaceae.
GAGGGCGUGCUUUGAGAUGAGUCUGGUUGUCAUCUUUUCAAGUUACAAGAUACAAGUCUCAUCGUCGUCGAGCAAAUGGUGGCUCAGACGCGUGCAGGGAACUCUGCACCAAAGCGACUUGCUUUCAACGAAAAAAUUGUGGGAAAAGGCUUGGCAACAGACGCGCUCCUCAAGAAACUCAAAGCUCUCCACACCGAGCUUGCCGAACUCGACCAGGAGCUCGUUGACGUGAAUUCACUAUCCACCGUCCGCACACAGCUCGUAAAUACCUCCAUUUUACUACACAAAGACAGAGGCGUCAAGGCCUACGCAGCUUGCUGUCUCGCCGACAUACUCAGGCUAUACGCGCCCGACGCCCCUUAUACUCAUACCGAGCUCAGGGACAUCUUCCAAUUCUUCUUCAGACAACUAGCAACCGGCUUGAGGGGCGCAGAGGCAUCAUACUACAAUGAAUACUUCCACCUCCUUGAGUCCCUAUCGACGGUGAAGAGCGUUGUCCUCGUCUGCGAUCUACCACAUGCCGAGGAGCUUAUGGUCGACAUAUUUCGCGACUUUUUCGGUCUGGUACGACGAGACCUUGCAAAGAAGAUCGAAAUUUUUAUUGCCGAUAUCCUCGUCGCGCUCAUAGACGAGUGUCAAGCACUUCCGUCCGAGGUAUUGGAGACUAUUAUGGCGCAGUUCAUGGCCAACGACACGCAACCUGCAUAUCGCCUUGCCGUUCAAGUUUGUAAUGCCACCGCGGACAAGCUCCAGCGGCACGUCUGUCAAUAUUUCACGGACAUCAUCGUCGCGCACUCCCAUGAAUCAGAUUCUGAGUCCAACUUCGAGGAGAUACGGAAGGCCCACGAACUAGUGAAGCAGCUGAGCAGGUCCUGUCCAUCUUUGUUGCACAGCGUUAUCCCGCAACUCGAAGAGGAGCUUCGUGUGGAGGAGGUGCAAGUGCGUCUGAUUGCCACCCAGGCACUCGGUGAGAUGUUUUCGGAGAAGGGUGGGGCAGAGCUUGUUAAGAAAUACCCCACAACGUGGAAUGUAUGGUUGAUGCGGAAGAACGACAAGACUGCAGCAGUGCGAUUGAAGCUUGUAGAGAGCGCUAAAGGUCUUUUGGUGAAUUUGCAUGAUCACCGGGAAGCUGUAGAUGAGCUAAUGAGGCUCAAGUUGCUCGAUCCUGACGAAAAAGUGCGUGCGGCGGUUUGCAAAGUGUAUUCGCAGUUAGACUAUGAAACUGUAUUGCACUAUGUUUCCGAGGAUCAGCUACGUUCUAUCGCUGGUCGUGGCAUGGACAAAAAGAAUUCAGUACGAGUGGAGGCACUUAACAGCCUCGGCAAACUCUAUAGCACUGCAUAUCCUGAAAUCGAGAACAACGAUCCAGCAGCGAUCAGACACUUCUCCUGGAUUCCAAACGAGGUUCUUCACAUCUCCAACUCCACACAAGAGGCAAGGCUUGCAGCAGAGCAGGUUAUUGCAGACUUCGUAUUUCCGCUCCCUUCUGGUUCUUCAGCGUCAACAUCAAAGAACGUUGAUGUAAAUGAGGUCGCAUGGACCGAUCGACUGCUGAACACAAUGGGCUACCUCGACGAUCGGGCGGUUAAUGCCGUGCUGCUCCUAAGUGGCAUCAAGGGUAGCAGACCCUCGCCAUACGAGUUAUAUCUGCAAAGUUGUGUACAACACAAUGGCGGUGUCAUCGACGAGGAUGAGGACGUUGUCAAACAGCGACUCAACAACGUCAUCCGCCACAUUUCCCGACAAUUUGGGGAUCCUCAGAAAGCAGCAGAGGACCUGCAUGCAUUUGCAAGGACAAACGAGAACAGGUCUUACAAGUUACUUAAGACAUGCUUGGAUACCCAGACAGAUCUCAAAGGACUCGUGAAAGCGUCAAAUGAGUUCCUUCGUCGGAUUGAGUCAAGUUCGGAAUCGAUUCUAGGCACCAUGACCGUAUUCCUUCGACGGGCAACGCUUCGCAUAGUUAACCAGUCAUCUAUUCCAACCUUGAUUAAGCGUCCCCAUACUAGCGAACUGACAAAGGCGAUCGCGGACGAAAAGAACGAACGGCUCGUAGAAGUAGGUAUGCAGGCACUCGCAGCGGUUUCACAGAGCGAUGAAGCGUUAGCAGUUAACGAUAAACGGACGCUGGAGCGUGUAAUGCGCUAUGUUUUAGGUUCAAAUGCUCGCGUGGCGAAGUUUGCUGCCCGAAUAUUGGUAGCCUCUAAGGAACACGAUGAUUUGUGCGCCGAAGCUGUGGAGUCAAUAGCGAGGAAGUUGUCAACAGCAGAACCCGAUCUACUUGUUGCACAUACCGCCGUUCUUGCCCAAUUUGCUCGAUUGGCGCCCGAUGCAUUUGAGCGCAAGAGCGACGUCUUGAUGGCCUUUCUCGUCAAGAAGUUGCUCAUGGUACCCAGUCCAGCGGAUCCCUAUGCCGAUUGGGUGGAGGACGAUGACGUACAACCUAGGCUCCGCGCUCGAAUAUUGGCUCUCAAAGUGUGCCGCAAUCGAUGUCUUGCGCAUGCAUCUACAGACACAGCUCUUGAAGUUGCCACUCCUGUCUUGAAGAUGCUGUCAACUCUGCUUGAUCAUGCUGGCUCGUAUUCAGCUGACGCAACGGACGAUCCGAAGGUCAAGUCUCGCAUGCGGUUACAGGCUGCGAUAUCUCUUCUGCAUUUGUCUGUAGUAGACAAGUUCGCGACUGCCAUCAACACGAAUUUCAUCUCGCUAGCCAUUACCGUGCAGGAUCCAUGCUAUAAUGUUCGCAUGGAAUUUCUCAUGAAGCUUUUCCCCCUCCUUACUGCACGCAAACUUCCCCCGCGAUACAAUCUUAUACCCUUUUUGACCGUGCAUGAUCCUGAGGCGGACGUAAAGAGCCGGGCCAUCUCCUAUGUUACACACGCAUCACGAAACAUAUCCGCAACUGCCAAAGUCGACCUGUUCGAAAUCAUAUUCAUCCGCUUGCUGCAUCUUCUCGCACAUCACCCUGAUUUUUCAAAUGCACAUGAAAAUUUGCAAGAAAUGGCCAAAUACAUCGACUUUUAUCUGGAUUUAAUAGCAUCUGCCGAUAAUGUGUCCCUGCUUUACCACCUUGCCAUGAAGGCGAAGACUGUUCGUGAUGGACAGUCGCAUACACAUAGCGAGAAUCUUUACGCUAUGAGCGAGCUCACGCAAGAGCUUAUCAAGGCCCGCGCACAAGCACGUUCCUGGAGUUUGCAGAGCUACCCGGGAAAAGUGAAACUACCUUCGGAUAUUCUCCGUGCACUACCAAAUCCGGAGGCGGCCACGAAGAUCUUGAAGACCGUUUAUCUCCCUGAGGAAACAUCAGCUUGGCUUUUAGAAUCGUCCAAAACACAGAAGCCUGCGGGCACUUCCAAAGAAAAACGACGUGAAUCCCGGGAACCCAAAGAUUCCAAAUCCCCUCCAAAAAGGAAGGCGUCACGGCACAGGACCAAUGGGACCACCAAACGUGCAAAAACAGCUCGAUGGAACAGUGAUCAGUCUGAAUCCGAGGAAGAGCCGUCCUCGGAUGAUUCAGAGCAAGAUGAUAGGGAGGACACGCCCACCAAGCCGAGCUCGGAACGUGAGGACGGGUCUAGUGGACAAGAGAGUGACAAGGAAACGAACGAGAAAAAAGGGGAGCAAAAUCGUAAGCCAAGUCGCAAGGCGGGGACGCGUGCAAAGAGGAAAAUCAGUAAGCAGGUGAAGAAGAAGGGUAAUCACGCGAGGAAGUCAUGAUUUUUUUUAUUUUUACUUUGCUUACUUACGCCCAUCAGUUUUGUGCUGUAGUUUUUGUCUAUCUUGCUUACUCGUUUGUACUGCUUUGUAUCCCCACACCGUAAUCUGUGCUACACAUGAGUAAUCUACCCCCAGAG